Molecule: messenger RNA, 5868 nt
Organism: Brienomyrus brachyistius
Lineage: Eukaryota; Metazoa; Chordata; Actinopteri; Osteoglossiformes; Mormyridae
Gene: ppp1r18
Product: protein phosphatase 1, regulatory subunit 18
Exons: 5
Coding region: 605-4849 (1414 amino acids)
Molecular function (GO): phosphatase binding
Source: RefSeq, a predicted model, not a curated record
AUGGAGACCGACAGACGGAUCCUUCCUUUAAACGUCGUUACUUAUGUCUGCGGAGUUAGCGGCGUAGUCCUACCUCUGACUCAGAAAUGUAAUGUUAUUAGCGGAUUAGCGACAAAUGACAGGAAGAUAUAGGGUUACUUCAUUUUUUGUACGACUCUUUAUAUGUGCUUAUUUCUUCUCAGCAGAUAAGUAAAACAGUUGUAGGCCUGUAGAUCAGUAUAAUAUUCGAUAAUCCACGCUUUUGGACAAUCAAUUAACAGGAGUAAAGCCGCUCAUGAAGGAGGUAUCCGAGGUCAAAGCAAUUUCCAGCCGCUUGUAGACGCGGGGAUUGCAGCACCCCGCAGAAAGGGCACCGGCACCCGAAGCGGCUUAAGGGAAUCGGAGUUUAAUCCAUCCAUGGUUUCGAUGUGAAUAUGUGUGAUCGUGCUUUUUGGCAACAAGACAAAAUUGGAGUUUCCUGGAAAGUGAUUCCAGCAACUAAGGAAAAGAAAACGACAAACAUCAAAUAGACUGGAAACAGGAAAAGAAUAGGCAACCAGCUUGAAGCAUAAGGGGAAAAAAUUGUCCUAGUUACCAUUGCCACCCCCAAAACUCCCCUUCCAUUAUGUCGAUCUCCUCUCUGCCAGAGUGGAAACAGCUUCUGUUGGAUCGAAAGAGAAAGGGAGAGGAGACACGAGAGAGGCAAGUGCGAGAAGAUGAGAAGAAACUGGCCAGCAUGCCUGCUUGGAAGCGUGAGGUCAUCCAGCGGAGGAAAGCAAAGCAGGAGGCUGAUGGGGGACUCCAGACCGUGGAUGGCAGGUCUAUCGCAGAGAACACGAGUGAGGCAGCGCUGCCCAAGGGCUCCUGGUCCAUCUGUGCUCAAGGGUUCAGAAAUGGGCCAGAAUCUCAAAGCCAGGUCUCAGUGGAGAACAUAGGGCCGGUUCAGCACAACCCAUUCAUUCUCUCACAGAAUGUAUGGAGGGGUGAUAGAAGGGAGUGCAGGGAAGAGCUUGGGCCAGACAGCAGGGCUGAAGAUGGAGGUGGAGUAAGAAGGGCAAGAGAAGGAGAUCCAUCUAAGAAGGAGCAGAGUGAGGAAUCUGGGAGUUGCCAGAGAGAUUAUAAUAUAGACUGUGAUGGAAAGAAACAUCAAAAUGUAAAGUGUGAGAGAGCGGGGAAUGGAGGUGACUGUGGGGAAAGUGAAAGUCCAAGGGAAGGAGAGAGAGGAGGACACGGCCUGAGGAGGAAAGGAGGAGGAGACAGAGAGCAAAAGGACCCGAGCACUGAGUGUCCCGUCUGUCCACUAUCUGUCCCACGUCUUAGGACUAUCCAGGCUGAGAAUGUCAUCACUGCUGAAUUGGAGACCAGUGCUACAGGAAAGAAGGCGCUGAGAAAUAAAAGGAGGGAGGAGGAAAUGGAGGCAGAACAGGAGAAAAUGAAAGAAGGGAGGACCAUGAACCAGAGGAGCACCAUAGAGGUUAGAGGAGAUGGGACACAAAUGAAAGGUUCUGAGGUGUUUGUGAUGAAACCCUCGGCCACUGUACAGGACAGGAGUGAGGCAUGCCAGCCAAUGUACAGCGAGAGAAAGGGGAGCAGGUCAGGAACAGGAGCUAAUGAGGAGAGGCAUGAGAAAGAGGAGGUGAUCUGUACACUGGGAGAAAAGGAGGAGGUGCCUGGAGGGGAUAAAGCUAGGAGCAGAAUGAAAGUAGGCAGGAUAUGGAAAAAAGGUGAGAAGGAAGCAGAAGCUGAUAGGAGCAUCAGGGAGGACAUGGAGGCAGGGGCCUCAGUGGAGAGCUUUGGGCAGGUCAGCCGUCUGCUGAGCAAAUUCGGAGAGCAGCACAAACCUCCAUUGCGAUCCAAAAGCAUGGACUGUUUCACCUCUCAUGAUGGAGGUGGAGGAAGGGGGAGUGUGGAGGAAGAAUCUGCCCUCAGGGAAAGGGAAAGCUGGACUAAGAGAAAAGAGGAGAGGAAGGAGGUACAAGGCUCCACUGUCAAGGGGGUUCCAAUGAGGUCCUUCAGGUUCUCCGACCAUGUGAUUUCUGAUACAGAGAACAGGGCCGAUGGUGAAGACUGCAUUGAAAGGAAGGUGGUAGAACUGAAAUACUCUGGCAGUGGGGCACCACAGGUGGAGGGCUGCCGGGAAAGUAGGAGGGUCAAAGGAGAUGAGUGGGAGCACUCAGAGAUGGUGCAUCAAGGCUGUUACCAGCUGUCAAUGCAAAGAGAGCCAAGCCCGCCCAAGGAUACAGGAGUUGGGGGAGACCCAGACAUGGGAGAGGGAGUUUCUAAACUUGGUGGGAUGGGUAAAGCCCUGCAGAAAGAGUGGGAUAGGGAGAGGGAGGAUUCAUCUGGGUUAGUCAAAGGCAUAGAUGCUUUGGCAGUGCUUGGUACUGGGGAUACAGCCAUGACCCUGAGAUACAAUGACGAAAGAAAGGAUGGUGAGAUGGAGAGAGCAUGGUUAGGAGCAGCACCGAGGGUGCCAUGGGAGAGUGAAAUGGCACACCACGAGGAAGAGGAGAAGGUACCAACUGUAAGAAGGAAAGAGCAGCCACACUGGAACGUUAAUGCAGUUGCAGAAAGGCAAGACAUUCUCGGGGAAGAGAAGCCCAGAAAUGAGUCAUUGUUUACAGAACGCAGAAGCUUCUACCACACGGAAUCUAAAAGGCCAAUGUGUGACAUGGAUCACCACAGCUGUUUGCCUGAGGGGAGGUCCAGAGAGAAGAAACCAGAGUCGGGGGACAGGGGGGCUUGCAUAACUUUGGCACAUGGGCCCUUUCAGGAGGGAGGGAAGGCAGAUAUGGAUGGAGCCCUCAGUAGGUCAAAUACCAAGAGGGUUCUAGAUGGAAACGAGGAUAAGGCAGUGGCUUCUACCAUGGACUCCAGUAAACCAGGAUAUGCUACAGCCGCGGGAGAAGUUCUGAUCCCAAGAACUCAUUUUUAUGUGCGGGAGAGAGGAUCUAAUUUGUGUGUCACAAGGCAGGGGAAGCAAGAAAGGGGAAAGGUGUCAGUGUGGAGGAGUAACUGGGAAGCUGGACAGCCUACAGUUUGUUUUGAGUCACUGCAAGAAGCGAUUGGGCAGAGCGGGCCGGAGAAAGUAAUGGAAGGUGAAGGAGAGUCUAGGAUUGGUCUUGGGAGCAGGUGGGAGGCGUAUACAAGAGAAAAGGAGGAUAUGCAGGGUAAGGAAAGGAAAAUGGAAGAAGACAGGAGGAGGGAGUUGGAGAGAGAACUGCGAAUGAAAGAAGUGAUUGACCAGCAGCAAGUCAGCCGAGAGGGGAAGGAGACUGUAAUAUCAGCAGGGAGAGAGAGAGUCGGGAAAACACAGAGAGGGCCUUGCGUAUACACAUCCAGCUCUCUAAGCGUCAUACAGGAAGUAGGCUUGCCCAAGCCCAGCCCCCCACUUCCUGCUAGUGUCUCACCCUCACAGUUGCUGCUAGCUGCAAAAGCAGAAGCCAGGGCCUCCUCUGCUGCUACCCCUGUAGCGGCCGCUUCUCCUCACAUUCAAGAAAGACAAGAGCAAGAAAGACAACAUGUAGAAGACCCCGAGAGCAGCCAGAAGGGGAGACGUUUCACAGAAGAAGAAGGCAAAGAAGAGGAAAAGUGCGCACAUAGUCUGUCUCCUUCCCUGACUACCUCCAUUGACGUCCCUCCAUCCUCUUCUUCCCCUACUUUGCCCUCCGACGUCAACAUGAGCCGAAUUUACAAUCAGAAGCCGGUGGUCCCCAGGUCCACUCUGUCCAUUGGUGAGAGGAAGACUGAGAAGAUGUCUCCAACUCUCAAAGUACAGGGGCGGGAGUCUGCAUUACAGAGCCAUCGCUUACCACUAACGCAAGACAAUCUCCAGCAAAAAGGGGAGAUACUGGAGCAACAGAGCCUGCCGAGGAUGGAGCUGAAACCAACCUGGUGGCAGGCCUGUCAACGGAAGCCAAAGGAGGAGAUGAACACCCGCGGCCAGGAGGCCCAAAUGGAGACAGUGCGGCAGCAGGUUAAGCUGUUAAAGCUAGAAGCUGAGCCCCAAGUCCCCAGCAAAACCUCCAACCAGCAAGAACUGUUGAAAGGCAGCCAUUUACAACUAGAAGACAGCUCAAAACCAUCACUGUUCCUGCAACAGUAUGAGAAAGUCAACCAACGGACAUUUCCAAAGGACCAGGAAACUAGUAACGGGACAAAACCCACGCAGCAACUAAGCAACCAGAAACUACCUCUGAAGCAACAACCACCAAAUCAGUGUCAACCAUCCAGAUCCUUCACCGUCAACCCUAAAUCUAGUCCUGUCCUUGAGAAUCCCCCUCAAAUCCAGGAAUGCAAAGAUGUGGUCACCCCCUCUGCUUCUCUGUCCCCUUCUUCCUCUUCUCCCUCCACCCUCCCAAGUGCUCCACUCUUCUCCCUCCGGAACACUUCAGCAGGUCCUGGCAAAAGAGGCAACACCAUCACUAUUGUCCCCAGGAGAUCUCCAGCAGUGGGCAAGCCUGCUACCGACCCGGGGGCUAACAGGACAGCCCCCCAGACCCAGACGCCUAUAUCCGGGGAUGCCAGCAAGAAAAGAUACCCCACAGUCGAAGAAAUAGUGGUGAUUGGGGGAUAUAAGAAGGUAGAGAAGUCCUGCUUGUCCAAGCAUGGAAAAACUCCUAAAGGGGUGACGGUGUGUUUCAAUGAGGCACAGCUAGAACAGGUGUGCGAGUACCCGUCGGAGAGCGCCAUGCUGGCCUCCCUCCCCUGCUCCCCCCCAGACUCUGAGAAAGAGGCCGAGGAGAAGAUGGGGGGGCAGGAGGAGGAGGAAGAGGAGGAGGAGGAGACAGGAGCAUUUGCACUGAGCAGCAAGAGAGUGGCCACUGGAAAAGGCCGAGUUCUCAGAGUGGAUGAGUCAUGUCGACGAUAAAUACCAAUCAAUCACGGAAUUCCUUAAACUAUGGUUCAAAUUUUAAAUGUCCAGUUUGCUUUGAGUGCCAAAAUGUAUAUGUUGUCUGCUUGUUGUAAAUGGUGGUUUGUCUUAUUUUGUUUUUUUUUUAAAUUGAAUUUGUUUUUAUAAUUACAUAAUUUCUGUUUUAUCUAUAUAUUUUUUUCUAUAGGAAUGUCAUAAUAUGUAUGCCUAUUUCUAACUUGUGUAUAAAAAAACAAGUAGUCUACAAUAAUUAAAUGCACAAUAUAAAUCUAAUGAAAUUACUGAAAUACUGGAAGACGUAAUGGUUAAUGUAAUCUAGAUAUAUUCUUUAAUUUUGUUGCAUUGCACAGAAACCACUUAGAUCCGGAUGGGUCCGGAGUGUCCAUUAGACAGUGUAAAUGUCAGGUGAUCUCUUGCACAUUUUAGUCCUCUUGGGCUGCAACCAGUGGUUGCAUAAGUACGUGAAGUAUUUUAGUGUAACCCGGGCACUAGCUCGGGCUGAUGCUGAAAAUCGGCAUGCCUGUUACAUGAAUAUAUUCUCUUGCACUAGGACGAUUGAAACAAAUAUCAGAUUUCAAACAUUUCUAAGAAGAUGUCAUUAACGGUUUGCAUUAAAUUGUUACACUGAUAAUUGUAAUUUCAGUAUGACCAUUAAUAUUGAUAUUGCAGUAGAGAACGGUAAUUCUGCCAUAAAAAUGAACUGAUUAGACAUUUCGGUUUCUUUCAAUCUUGGGAAUGAUAACAGUUAGAUUCACAGUUUACGUUUGUGCACCGAGCUAAAUCUUGAAGGGUUAUAAUAGGUUUAUUGUGCCUGUAAAAUAUUUUAAUAGGAGAAACUCUGCAAUGAUUUUAUAUAGUGUUUUGAAAAAUGUAUUAGACAUUGAUGAAUGUGAUUAAGAUGUCUGCAUUUUAUGUUUACUGUGCGAACACGAUGGUCUUUUAUUUUCUAUUUUAUACUGCGAUUUUAAGAAGCUGGCUUUAAAAAAAAUUAAAGGACAAUAAAUUAUUUGACUCAA